GGAAAAAAGCGCGCCCUUUUGGUCGGUAUCAACUACAUUGGUAGUGAAAAUGCCCUCAAUGGUUGUAUUAGUGAUGUCUUAAAGAUGAAGAAGUUCUUGAUGAAGUCGUAUGGCUUUCGAGAGUGUGAUAUAACCGUCUUAAGAGAUGAUUCUGAGGAUCCUGAUCUCAUGCCCACUUAUGGAAACAUCCGGACAGCCAUGGGAGAACUGUGUAGAGAUAGCCAGCCUAACGAUUCGUUCUUCUUCCAUUACAGUGGACAUGGAGGCAGUAUCCCGGAUGAGAGCGGCGAUGAAGUUGACGGAAUGGACGAAUGUAUAUUCCCUUGCGAUUGUGAUGAAGGAUACAUCAUUAUAGACGAUCUUAUGCAUGAUCUCAUGGUCAGACCAUUGUGUGAAGGCUCCCGUCUUACAGCCUUGUUCGACAGUUGCCACUCUGGAACUGUUCUUGAUCUUCCCUACAUCUAUUCAUCCAAGGGUCACGUCAAGAAGAAGAGCUUGUUCAGACAGGCCAGUGCUGGUCUAUUUGAUAUUACUUCUAAGCACAAGGGUGGUGCCCUCAAGCUGCUGUCAUCAUUUAUGGAUCUUGGUCAGGAUCUAAUCAAAACGCGCGAAGUCGAAUCUUUCCACCGCGAGUUAAAUACUUCUGCAGCAGAUGUUAUUAUGUUCUCAGGUUGCGAAGACCAUGAAUUUUCAACAGAUGCCAGUGUAUCAAAUGAGUCAGUUGGUGCCGUAAGCUAUGCUUUCAUGAGAACAUUGACCGAAAAACCUGACCAGACUUACCAGGAGCUGUUACAAAAUAUUCGCAAGAUGACAGUUCUUAAAUAUGACCAGAAUCCUCAGUUGAGCAGUUCUCAUCCUAUUGAUCUUAAGAAAAAAUUCAUCUGUUAA
Messenger RNA from Phycomyces blakesleeanus NRRL 1555(-), 888 nucleotides. RefSeq lists its product as hypothetical. The record is from RefSeq and is a predicted model, not a curated record. The transcript is spliced from 8 exons. Gene Ontology annotation, biological process: proteolysis. The annotation marks the transcript as partial. Gene Ontology annotation, molecular function: cysteine-type endopeptidase activity. NCBI's taxonomy places the organism in Eukaryota, Fungi, Mucoromycota, Mucoromycetes, Mucorales, Phycomycetaceae.